This is a messenger RNA of Scomber scombrus (Atlantic mackerel), 7605 nucleotides long. RefSeq names its product PDZ domain containing 2 (gene pdzd2). The record is from RefSeq and is a predicted model, not a curated record. Gene Ontology annotation, molecular function: protein binding. The coding region runs from base 1 to 7335 and encodes 2444 amino acids. NCBI's taxonomy places the organism in Eukaryota, Metazoa, Chordata, Actinopteri, Scombriformes, Scombridae. The transcript has 26 exons.
AUGCCCAUCACUCAGGACAACGCGCUGGGCAUCCUCCCACUGCUCGAGGAGUGGCUUGUGGCUCAGACCAGGGGAUCUCAGCAAGAGUACAACCUAAAUCGGGACACUUCUUGCUUAAAGCAUGUGGAUCAAGACUCCUACCAAAAUGGAGAAGGGGAUAGUGUGUGCAAUAGCAGCAGUGUUAACAGUCUUAAUAUCAAGGACAUGUCCCUGUGUCUGGCUGCCAUUCAGAAACUGGUGGAGUACAUCAGUUUCAACUUCAUGGAGGGGGACACAGCUCCAUCAGCCAGCCCAUCCUCCUGCAGGGAGGGCUUAGAUGUUGAGGUACAUGCUGUUUGCCUCAGUAAAGAGGAAGGGGAUGCAGCUGAGUUUGGCCUAAGCUUUGGGAACAUUCCUAUUUUUGGGGACUCUGAUAGAAGAAAGAAGGGAGGCCCGAGGAGGAGGAGGGACCAGAACCCCAUUAUGGAUGUGGGCUGCAUUUGGGUGACAGAGGUGAGAAAGAGGAGCGCAGCGUCCCUCUGUGGGAGGAUCAAACUGAGGGACGAACUGCUGUCACUGAAUGGGCAGCUGAUGGUGGGAGUAGAUGUCAGUGGAGCCAGUUACCUGGCUGACCAGUGCUGGAAUGGAGGCUAUAUCUACCUGAUACUGCUACGGCGAGUCAAGCGAAAGGCUCCUCUCCCUCCCUGUGAUGCCGAUGGCAGAGACAGAGCUGUGUCUGAACCGCCUGACAGUUCAGCGAACUGCAAACGCACACGCAAGUUUGGUGUCAUAUCACGAUCCUUCUUCAACCGAGACAACAGAGACAGGGACAGCACUGACUCAGAAGUCCAGGGCUGUUACAAUGGCCACAACUCUUCAAUUUCCACUGAUGCAGGAGUCAGUCCACCAGGAGAUGACUCAGGUUGCAUCCUAUCCACUCAUACAACCACAGAGGAAAGCCCAGACACCGUUCCUCACAUGAGAACUGCUCAACAGCAUCUCUACAUACAAGGUGCUGCCACCCUGCCUGCAAUGUGUCACAGUCAGCUGUUGGAAUACAAAAUGGAUUCAUUUAGCAGUGAACCUUCAAACCAGCCUAGAGAAAGCAGUCACAUCUGGAAGAUGCACCUGGUGAAGGGUCAGGAGGGCCUGGGCAUACAAAUAACUGGGGGGCGUGGCUCCAAGCGCUCUCCUCAUGGCAUCAUUAUAGCUUAUAUAGAGGAAGGGGGAGCCAUCCACAGGGAUGGUCGUCUCCAUGCUGGGGAUGAGUUGCUGAUGGUUAACGGUCAGUCUCUGGUGGGUCUCACUCAUCAAGAGGCCGUUGCUAUCCUACGCUCCACUACUGGUCUGGUCCAGCUGGUGGUAGCCAGCAGGGAGGAGUCAGAUGUGGGUUUCCAGCACUUCCCAUCCACCAGUCUGCCAGACCUGGUCAGCACCUGCAGCUCCUCAUCCUCCCUAUCUCAGACUGCUCUGCCUUGCUCACCCCAGACCUCUAAGAGCAGCACCACUCUGCACAGCCCCUACCUGUUGACUAAUCUGGAGAAACUAGAAGAACAAAGUCAGGGAGAGGCACCCAAAGCAUCCUGCUCUAGCCCUACACCCAUGAAGCUCUGCAGUCGAUCCCAGGGGGGCAGCAGUCGCCUGGAGUCAGUGGGUGAGGAUGAUGAGCUGUUUGUGGAGAAUGGUGGGAGCAGCUGUGACGUAGUGGAGAAGCCUCCACCAGGCCGACGUAAACACUCCUUACCUCAACAACUGGAUACUGCAGGUGUGAGACAGGAAUAUCAGAUCAUAAAGAAAUCAGCUCGCUCCCUGAGCACCAUUCAAGUGGAGUCACCAUGGCGACUGGCACAACCAUCCAUUAUCUCCAGUAUAGUGCUGAUGAAAGGCCAGGGCAAGGGCCUAGGAUUCAGUAUUGUUGGUGGGCAGGACUCAGCACGUGGUCAGAUGGGGAUUUUUGUCAAGACUAUUUUCCCUCAUGGAGCUGCAGCAGCUGAUGGACGACUGAAAGAGGGUGAUGAGAUUCUGGAGGUGAACGGCGAAUCUCUCCAAGGACUCACCCAUCAACAGGCCAUCCAGACCUUCAAGCAACUGAAAAAGGGUGUGGUGACACUGACCAUUCGAACUCGUCUGCGCAGUCCCAGUCUGACACCUUGUCCAACCCCCACCCUCCUUAGCCGCUCUAGCUCACCCAACUCCAAUACCAGCGGGGGAACACCAGUCCCCUCUGGGCUCGAAGAAGCUGAUGGCCGCAGGCCCGGUCCUGGUCCAAAAGACUGCAUCAUCAUGGAGGUCACACUUAGUAAAGAGUCUGGUGUUGGUCUGGGGAUUGUCGUUUGUUGUCUGACCCUGGAGAACUCUGCUCCUGGCAUCUACAUCCAUAGUCUGGCACUGGGAUCUGUGGCCAAGAUGGACGGCAGGCUCAGUCGUGGAGAUCAGAUACUUGAGGUUGACUCUGUCAGUCUUCGUCAUGCUGCUCUCAGUGAGGCCUACGCCAUCCUCAGUGAAUGUGGCCCUGGUCCGGUCAGUCUCAUUAUAAGCAGGCACCCAAACCCCAAAGUAUCAGAACAGGAGAUGGAUCAUAUUAUAGCUCGAUCCACACACCGGGACAAAAUGAGCAAGAACAGACAUUCAUCUCAAUCCCAAGGCCUGUCCUGUAAGAGCCCCUCCCCAACAAUGAAGGACAGGCAGGAAGAAGGCUCCCCUGCUCUCAGCUGGACCAUGAAGAGAUUCCUUGAGCCUGCCAGUAGAGAGUCCCUGAACUCAGAGGUAGAGUUAUCUCAAUACUUCUCCCAGGACAUUUCCAGCCACUCAUAUAUGUCUGAAAACAUGCUAAUGGGCUCGAACAGUGAUGAGGCCCUCCACCAGCAGAGCUGCAGUACUUCCAUAGAUGACAACUCAACACAGCCACAUGUGGAAAGUGGUCCUGCAUUACAAGGCAAGACCCCUGUCCCUCCUAAUCAUCAUGUGGAAGCAGUUUACCCACAGGUUGCUGUUUGUAGCCCCACCUCAGUGCGGAGUCCACUUCUGCGUCAGCGACGGGUGAUAUGCUUUGAGAAUGAGCUCAGUGAUGAUGAGGACUCUGACAACGCUGGAAACACUUCACUCUACCACAGGCCAACAAAGUGUGACUCUGUUGACUUCAGUGAUGCCCAAGCAUCCCAAAUUUCCAAAACUGAAACAUCAUUGUUAGAUAUUGAUGGGGACAGUGAAGAUUGUGGGGAAUUGCAGAGAUGUGGAAGCAAUGAUAUGACAACACAACUUUAUAGUAGUUUGUCAGAGGAAGGAGAGAGUUUUACCAUCAAGUCUGAGUCACCUGCUUCUGAGUCACCCUUCAUACCUAUUCACUGUCCCUUUGAUCACAAUGCAGGGGUGACAGGCAAUAUGGGCUCGGGGUCCAGUAAUCUGACCAUCAGCAGUGAGGACAAUACAAAUCAAGAUGAUGGACAGUUGGAGUCAAAGCGCUCCCCCAAGCUUGAGCACAAAGCAGUAACACGGGUCAAAACUAUGAUGAGCAAUGAAACACCAAAUCUGUCCCAGCAACAAAAACCCAAAGUUAAUGAGCCAUCUUUUUUCAUGGCCCCAUCCCAGCCCAAUUCCCAUGCCACACAGUGUGGAAGAAACCCCAGGACUGUCCGUCCCCAUCAGCACUGUAAGAAGGGAGAUGCCAGUGAUCUUGUGGGUGUUUGUACCAUUGACACUGUGACCCUGAGGAGAAGUAAGAGCGAGUCAUUUGGGCUUGACCUAGAGAUUCUGUCGUCCCCUCUGAAAGUUGUCAUCACUGGGUUAAAGCCUGGAGGUGCAGCAGAAAGGGAAUCUAUGGGAAAGCUUUCUCCUGGAGAUGAGAUUGUAACAAUUGAUGAAAAACUAGUGUGCUCCUCUAGCUACCAGGAAAUCUGUGAGCUCAUGCACAGCCUACCUAUGACACUGUCCUUGGAAGUUAAGAGACCAGUUUCAGCUGUAGAUCGACUGUCCAGUUUGAUAAUGUCAUCAGAGACCAGUGAUGGAGCCACGAGGCUGAACCCAGACACAUCUGUUCAGCGGGUAUCUGAUGAAGGACAAGUAAUAAGUGCAGAUUCAGGGAAUCCCAAUCACACAUCCCAAACAGACCAUAACUUUCAUAUACCGAUCACCAAUAUAGAUGAUAUAUUAUGCGAUAUGAGCCACUGCAGUGAUAUAACUAAGUAUACCAAAUCCCCCUGCAAGUCAUGCCCUGAAUUAAACCUGUAUGAGAAAGAUUGUAUUGAGGUUUCAAUGCAGUUCAGUCCUCGAGAAUGUUCCAACUUUGACACAGGAAGUGAAAAAGGUGCCAUCCUCCCUGUGGAGACAUUUUUAAACAGCUCAUCCACACAUGUGACACAACUAAAGGACAACAGCUCUGCAGUGCUCAAUAGAUCGUGUUCAGAAAGUCCUGAUGCUGGGUAUAGAUGUAUGGACUCCAUAGGAGAUGACGCCAAUUCAAACAGUGACUCUAUCACUGACAGCAGUCUAAAGUUCAGUAAAAUGGCCAGUAGUGGUGGUAGUUCUCAUGAGCACUCCUCAGAUGAGGAAGAAGUAGACUUUUGUUUGUGUGAUGCCCAGCAGCCUGCUGCUGGCGGACAUUCUCAUUUAAGUCAGCCAGCAAACAUGUCUUCACCUUUACAGUGUGCCAACAGACAAAAUGAAAAACUGGAUCAGACUUUUAAUGUGUUGCAGAGCCCCUCUGAUGUAUGCUUGUUAAACAGACAAAACUCUUUUAGAACACCCCAAUGCCUGCAGUCAUUAGGAGUCUCAUCUACUGAGGAACCAUGCAAGUCAUCCAAAAGUACAAUAACCGUAUCUUCUAUAGAGUGCCACAUUAAUAGUAUUAAUGAACCAUUUGACAAACUUAAAGCAUGUUUGACAUCCAAUGCCAGAAGCCUAGGCAUUUGCAGCACGCCUUCAUCACCAGAUACUCACAGUGUCAGUUAUAGUAAUACUACAAAGUUGCAUACAGAUACGUCACUGACCUCAGAUUUAUUGACGCUUUUGAAUACACAAACGGCCAAUUUAGCUUCAUUGAAGUCAGAGAACUCAGGUUCAAGCAUACACGGAUCAGAUACAAGAGUGUUAGCAUCAAUGAUAAUGAAAGAAAAAAUCUUGGAGUGUACAACUAAUUUAAACCCACAUGCUAACCCAUUACUUAAGACCUCCGACCUAAACCUCCUUGAUAAGUCAGACUGUCCUGUGUCAGAAAGUAACUUUAAACUUCAAGAUGAAACUCAAAUCAGACCAAACACUAGUCCCCACAAACUGAGGGGCAAGAGUUUUCAGAGUGAGAACAAACUACUGGAGCAGCCUCCCCAAAAACCUACCAGGAGUAAAAGUCCAACAAACGUACCAUCAACAGCAACCAUGUCCAGCUUUUUGAAGACCAGCAAUGAGCCCAAAGUAAGUGAAAGAAGGAAAGAUUCAACUGAGCACUGGCCUUCAGUUAACACAUUACAAACUGUACAAUUGGCGAAGGAGAAGAACAUCCAUUUAGGCUCCAAAACAUUAGUUAAAUCACAGGGCCAAUCUCACCCUUCCGCCAUGCAGAGAACAUUUAUAGAAGUUCGACUGUUCUCCUUACCUGGCUCAUCAUCUCCAGUUAAUGCUUGCAAUGGGACAGUGAAUUCAAAAGACUCUAAAUGCAUUCAAAGAAGCACAGAUGCAAGAUUGACACCUCUGCUUUCUCCUGCCAACUCAACAGUAGAAAAAACAAGUGGCAUUGUCAAUAAAACAGUAUUCAAUUCAUUGUGUCCUACCAAAGAAACUAAAAUAACCACAAGUAAUAGCUCAAAAGCCAGUACUAUUGUGGAAACAAGUGGGACCCUGACAUCCAGCACAUCUAGACUGUACAUAAAGACAAUGGAGAGACAAAGCUUUUCCACAGAUACUGCCUUGUCUGUGGACUACAAUUCCUUUUCUGUCCGACAUAAGAUAAAGUCCUUUGAAAACCUGGCUAACUUUGAUAAGCCUGUGGCUAAAAGCAGUGACAGUCAGUUGUAUACUCUGGCGUAUAGAGCCUCUAUUAACCAUAGGAUUUCUGGUUAUAUGGGCUUAGUUAAUACUACCGACUGGACACAGCGAAGGAGUGUGGAGAAUUUAAUCCCUACCACACCCUGCUCACCUCCUCUUAGAAAAUCUCCAUCUAGUAUUACACUGAUAAACCUUGAGCUUCCAAAUGCAAGCUGCAACACAGCUGUCCUAACUCUGGACAAUGCUGAGACUGACAUUAAAAAAGCUUCAGAUGGGUUUGCAUCACAUACCCCUCCGGUGCUGCGGAGGAAACAUGCCAGACUUCACAACAGCAGGUUGCGGCAGCUCAGGGCUCUCAGUAUGCCUGAAUUGGAAAAACUAUGCACAGAGGACUUUUCCAAACAUGGUAAUGCCAUAGAUGAAACUGAGCCUGGCAUCCAUUCCACUAUACCUACAACUACAGUGACUGGGAUUGUUCCACCUUCUGCAACCCUGGAUUUAAAUAGGAUGAGCCCAGGUGAUUCUGUAUCCACUGAAGAAACUCCUCAGGGAACCCCAGAGACCCAUAGACAGCAGCCUGGCUUUUCCAUCAGUUUAAAGGAACUGGUUGCUUCUCCUAUGAGUCAGUGUAAACUGCAAACAAUUCUGUCUUCCGUGACAAAUAAAUCAUAUGUGUCAGCCCUAAUCCAGGAAGCUCAAGCCCUCUCUGAGGUUAACGAUAAUACUCACCUUGUUGUCCUGAGUAAAGAGGAAGGCUCAGGGCUUGGUUUUAGUAUUGCUGGUGGAGUCGACCUUGAGCAGAAGGCAAUAACUGUUCAUCGGGUCUUCACCAAAGGUGCAGCUAGCCUGGAAGGCACAAUCCAGAGAGGUGACAGCAUUUUAUCCAUAAAUGGCAUAAGUCUGGAUGGUAAAACCCAUGGAGAGGCCGUGUCUUGCCUUCAUCAAGCCAGACCUUCCAUUCAGGCCUUAGUAGUCAUUUGGAGAGACAAUGACAGUGAAUUGAGUCUCUCUGACAGACAGUCAGCUAGCCAGCCAAGAAGGAUGUGUCUCUCCAGCAAGACGUCUUUGGAGGCAGCAGCAGGGGUGGAUGUGGGUCCAGAUGGUGCUUUAACAGUGGAGCUUCACAAGACAUCCGCUGGCCUGGGCUUCAGUCUAGAGGGGGGAAAGUCCUCAAGUCCCCAAGGAGACAGACCUCUCAUUGUCAAACGCAUCUUUAAAGGAGGUGCUGCAGAGCUGUCUGGGCUCAUUGAAGUUGGCGACGAGGUUCUGUCUAUCAACGGCUUCUCUCUGGAGGGCCUCAUGCACCAUGAUGCCUGGAAAAUCAUCAAAGCCACUAAUGAAGGGCCUAAUGACCUCCUCAUCCGCAAACCCAGUACAUGACUGUAAUUAACUGAAGGAAAUGGGAACUUCCUGAGAAAUGCCAGUUUGAAACUUGCUCUUUAAAGCAAGCAGUAGAAAUAAGGACAAACGUUUUUCCACUUUUUGUACAUUUUUUUGAUGGACUUUAUUUGAGAUUGUGUAUGAAUUGUCUUGUUACAUGUGUUUGAAAUGUGGUCGUGCUCAAAUUGGAUGGCGUACAGUGCUGAAUUAUGAUGUACAAUGUUAAAUUAUGAUUUAUUUCAAAUGGGAAGAGCAGUUUGUUUACAAUGA